This is a messenger RNA of Benincasa hispida (wax gourd), 1290 nucleotides long. Lineage: Eukaryota; Viridiplantae; Streptophyta; Magnoliopsida; Cucurbitales; Cucurbitaceae. The record is from RefSeq and is a predicted model, not a curated record.
AUGAGCCAAAAAAUUGAAGGAAGCUCUAGUGAAAAAAAUGUUCGACAUGGUAAAAUGUCAAGAGAAAGAACUCACAGCAGACAAUCUCAUCAGUCCAAAUCAUCUGUUGGAAGUGUUGCACUAAGUGCAUCUGAAGAAGAAGAUACUGAGAAGAUUCCUAAAGAAGAUUUGAAGGGGACACCAUGCCACUUGGCUAUAGGAAAUAUAGAUAAUAUUGUUGCAGUAACCACAAUAUUUGAUGAUGAUGUGUCAUGGUUAACUGUUAAAGUUUUGAUUGACAUUGUCAUUGGAGAAUAUUUGCCUAUACCAAUUCUUGUGAAGGGUAAAAUAGAGUCCUUAAAUCAAGCAAUGGGCAACUUCGUAAAAUGGCCUCGUGAACUUGUAGUUAUGGUUGACGAGAAAAAAGACCAUUCAACAAUUAAGAGCUUCAACCAAUCCUCCAAAUAUACUGACGCCAAUGAGCUUUCUCAGGAACUCAUUGAAGGCUUGGGAAUCUACAUUCUGUCUUUUGAUAGACCUGGUCAUGGAGAGAGUGAUCCUGACGUGAAGAGGACGGUGAAGAACGUGGCUAUAGACAUAGAAGAGCUUGCAGAUCAAUUGGCAUUGGGAUCCAAAUUCUAUGUUAUUGGAGGUUCCAUCGGCGGAAUAAUAGUUUGGAGUUGUCUGAAGUACAUUCCAAACAGGCUGGCAGGGACAAUAUUAGUAGCUCCAGUUAUCAACUAUUGGUGGUCAGGUCUUCCUGCAAAUGUAUCUAAUGAAGCUUUCAAAUGGAAAACAUUGCAAGACCAUUGGGCUCCAAAUGUUGCUCACUAUACUCCUUGGCUCAUAUACUGGUGGAACACACAGAAACAAUUUCCUGCUUCAAGUAUUAUCGCUCACAAUCCCGACAUUCUUUCUCCCAACGACAAAAAUCUCUUCCUAAGCUCUCAUUUCGACAUGAGUAUAUGGUGUGGGGGUUCUCUUGACCUUAACUCUGGUAUGGAAGAUGAUCUCGUUCAGAUUAGACAACAAGGUGAAUAUGAAUCACUCCAUCAGAACUUAAAUGUUGGAUUUAGCAGCUGGGAGUUCAGUCCUCUGGUCCUAAAAAAUUCAUUUCCUUACAAUGACUGAUCAAUCCACAUAUGGCAGGGAGAUGACGAUAGGGUCGUGUCACCUAAACUGCAACGCUACAUUGCUGAAAAGCUUCCAUGGAUUCGCUAGCACGAGGUACCGGGUGCUGGACACUUGUUCUCUUAUGCUGAUAAUGUUUAUGAUUCUGUCAUCACUGCUCCUUUGUUUGAAGAGAAAUGA